Clupea harengus (Atlantic herring) is the source of this 682-nucleotide messenger RNA. It is a transcript of the gene iqank1, whose product is annotated as IQ motif and ankyrin repeat domain-containing protein 1-like. The transcript is spliced from 4 exons. NCBI's taxonomy places the organism in Eukaryota, Metazoa, Chordata, Actinopteri, Clupeiformes, Clupeidae. The record is from RefSeq and is a predicted model, not a curated record. The coding region runs from base 236 to 652 and encodes 138 amino acids. Gene Ontology annotation, molecular function: protein binding.
UGGUGCCCCCCAACAGAAAAAAACUGGAGCAUCUCACUCCAUCCAACCUAAGGGCAAGACAGUCAAGUCAAACCCUCUGGCACAUUCAAACAGAACAGAGCCAACAAAGAAAUUAAACACUGAGCCAAGUCGGGAGGAUCGGGCCGCCCUGGCCAUCCAGUGCUUCGUGAGGCAACUGCUGGCUAAGAGAGCGAGGCAGCGAAGAGAGAAGGAGAAGAAGGUGUAUGAGGAGCUCAUGGACCGCCUAGAGAAGGAGGCCUUUGUUACACUGGUGCGCCGGGAGCAGGAGGAAGCGGAACGUGAGAGGAUGAAGGAGGAGGAGGAGAGGAGGAAGAAGAAGGAGGAGCAGCGCUUACGUACACGGCUCCUGGAGGCCGCUUUCGAUGGCGAGGAAGAGGAGAUCCUGGCUGUCCUCAAAGAGGUUACCGAGCGGGAUACGAAGCAAGGUGUGGGGUUUGAUGAAGCGGGGAAACGCCUACGCCUUCUCAGUCAGCUGCGCAUGAUCAACUGCAGUGAUGCCAAUGGCAACACACCACUGUCUGAGGCUGCAGGUGGAGGUCACCCAGAGGUCAUCGCCCUGCUGCUGGAGAGAGGGGGUGAUGUCAACACACAGGUAAGAGAGAGAAAGAUAGAACACUUCGCUGAGGGAUAGACACUUUACAAUUGUGUGUAUAUGUGUGUG